UAAAACACAUAAUCGUUUGCUGCUGACAGGCGACCAUGAAUCUAGGAGAAGCAGCCGCAUCUCUCCUUUCCAUGUCUCAAACCCCCCUUUGAGGGCGGGAGCCCGCAUUGAUCGCUUUUCCACUUCACAUGAAAGGCCUAUGGGCUUUUCGAUUAAUAUCCUUCGUGGGAGAGUAUUUCCAAUCAACAUCUCAGGCGAAUAUUACCAAGACACACUCCUGCUCAGAGUUAAUCUUGUUUUUGCCAGCGUGUUUGCCGCUUGUCUUGAACAUGUUUUAUCUUGCGUGUGUCUUCGCAUUUUGGCGUAGAAAACCAUGCACGUUUGUGAGACACAGCAGGAAACUGCUUGAGACCGACCACGAGACAACAAGCAUCAAUAUGCAAGAAUGCUUGUUCAAUCCCAGUCUCCUUUUCUAUCAGUAGCGAAGCCUAAGCUAUAUAGAUUCCCACGUUCCCUAUUAUGUUCAGAGUUCAUCGACAAUCUCGAACAACGAAUUGACAACAUUCCCCUUCUACUGCAACUUGGACGCUGAAUACAACCUGAGUUUAGUAGCCCUAUCGUGAGGAAAUCGUUACUCGUUAUGGUUAAUUGCCAUCGCUGUGGCCGUGAGGGCCAUAUCGCUAGGAACUGUCCAUACUACUUUGCGCACCAGCUACCCCAAAUCUUCCAGAAUGAAUUUAUCGAGGGAUGGUCAACCAAACCGUGCAUCUGGUGCGGUAGUCGUGAUCACGGUGUCAGUGCUUGCGGUUCGGCCAAUCCUGCUUCUCCCGGCAAUAUCUAUCGGAAACUACAGCAAGAACGUCUCCUUAAAAAGGCAAUAGCACAUAUAAGCUGGUAUCAGUAUGAGGAGCCAACAGGCAAGAGAAUGACUUCGAACCAGCCCGCCCCCAACCAACAUUCGGCAGCUCCUGUGGCACAGGGAGCAUCUUUGGACUUUGUAGACACAGAUCCCGAUAGUGUGCUGCACUAUCCUCCUCGCAUAGGCGGACUUCCCCCAAAAGGCUCUACGCUGGGUAAAGAGUGGAAGCUGCCAGAUGAAACGAGCCAAUGCAAAUCGUCCUCGGAAGUGUCAGAUCCCAAUCAUCCAUUACGUCAGAAGUUCCUGCAGACGAAGCCCCCGGGCAGCAAGGUUGUUGUCACAAAUCAUUUCGAAUACAACAUUCAUGUCGACAAUCUUUAUGAGUAUCAAAUUCUUGACAUCAACGAGAAGGACCGCCGCAAGACCAAGAACAUAUUCGCUCGCACCAUCGAAAAAACUCCUUUCCUUGCACAGAACCGGGAUAAAUUUGCCACCGACUACAUCAGUACGAUUGUAGCAUGGGACAGACUUGGACCAGAGAUGAAAAAUGAAGAAGAAAUGGCAUUGACAAUCCCUUCAUUUACUGGCAAGAACAUCCACCUGAGAUUCAAGUUUGUGGCCACACAUCGAGUGAGUGAUUUACGCGACUAUUCAUUCGGAAAGCCUGCAUUCGAGGAUAAAAAUAUCGGCGAUAUUUCGAAAUGUAUGAACAUUGUGUUUUCCGGCCGUUUCGAUCCAGCUAUAGUUCAUAAACAGUCAUCCAACAAGUUCUUUGUCAAGAACGCCCGGGGUUCUUUGCGCUUUGAUCGUAAUAUGGGUGAUUCUCAGUCCUUAGAGAUCAUACGCGGCUACUAUUAUAACAUCAAGGCGGGAAUGGGCAACAUUGUCCUCAACUUCAAUCUCGCUACCAGCGCCUUCUAUCGACCAAUUUUGGUUUCAGAGUUCUUAGAUGAUCCAAAGACGUUCGCUGGUAAGCAGAAAGCCGAAUUGAAAGGUCUGAGAGUCGUACUCGUUGCGGAGCGGCGCCAGUCCAAAGAUGGCAAAAACGUGGGUUCUGGGGCAGACAAGUCGAAAUCCCACAAGAUCUACAAGGUGGCCGAACUCGGAGAGAAAAUCGAGAGCCAGACUUUUCGCAAGAAGAUCAAGGGACCAGAUGGAAAGUUUGUGGAAGAUGUAAACGGCAAAUUCAUAACGGAAGACAAAGAUAGCCGGGUGAACGACCACAUCAAAGAGAAUUUUGUGAAGCCCCCAGUUACCGGAAGGGAGGCUGUCAAUGUGGGUACUCUGGGUAAGCCCAUAUGGUAUGCACAAGAGCAGCUGCGGAUUGUACCCUAUCAGGUCUACACACGACCUGUUCCAGACAAUUUGACUGCCUCUAUGGUAACUCAAUCGGCUAGAAAACCCGAAAUUGCUCGAGCAUUUAUCGAGAAAGAGGGAUUGGCAACCCUUGGUUUUCCUCCUAGGAAUGUUAACGCAAAAGAUAAAUCCAAGUCGAAGCAGUCGGUUGCCAUUGAAGUCGAUCCUUCUAUGUUAAAGGUGCCCUACGACAUCUUGAGUAUUCCUGUUGUCCAGUAUAAUAGGGACCAGAGGGGUAGACGAAGGGAACCUAGGUUGAUUACCCGCUGGAAGAUCCCUCAUCAAGCGGCCUUCCACACAACCAGUCCCCCCCGAGCCUUCAAUUACUGCUUCAUUACGCAUAUGGGCAACGAAAGCUUUACCGAAGGACAGUAUACGAACGCGAUCAACAGUCAUAUGGCUAAAUGUGGUAUGCAUCCGCAGCGUCAGCCGACCAUUGGAGUGGCGGCGACGCCCACCGAUAUCGACUUCGAUCAAGCUUUACAGAAGGCUAGGAAUCGAAAUGUCUUCCUCGCGAUUAUAGUGCUAAAAUCCCGAAGCAUUCCGUUGUACACAAUUGUCAAGGACCUCGCAGAUCGCAAACACGGCAUUCAUACCAUCUGUUUGACGAAGGUCCCCAAGAACAUGGAGGACUAUAUGAGCAACGUCUCCAUGAAAUUCAAUCUCAAGUUUGGAGGGAUCAACCACUCCGCGAAGCUCGUACCGGAGAUCUUGUCAAAUCAUACCAUGGUGUUGGGUGCAGAUGUUGUUCAUGCAGGUCCUAGUUCUUUCCCCGGAACGCCCUCCAUUGCUGGUAUUGUUGGAUCAGUAGACAACACGGGAGGAAAAUUUUUAGGCUCCGUUCGUCUCCAGCUUGUUGAAAAGAAGGACAAAGAGAUCAUUGACGAUGUAGAAUCGAUGGUAUACGAACGCCUCAACGACUGGCAAAAGAGGAACCCCACCUCAAGGUUGCCGAAAAACAUCAUCUACUACCGCGACGGUGUCAGCAAUGGUCAGUACAAUAAAGUGAAGGACCGCGAGAUUGUAGCUAUUCGCAAAGCAUACGGUUCCUGGGCUACAAAGCUCAAGCUACCAAACAAACUCAACAUCACCGCCGUCGUAGUGGCAAAGCGUCACCAUACCCGCUUCUACGUUCAAAAUCCCGGUGAAGGAGACAGACAUGGCAAUGACAAUACCGAACCAGGUACCUUUGUGGAUAGGCUGGUGACUUCACCCUAUCACCAGGAUUUCUAUCUCCAAAGCCACAUCGGUAUCCAGGGGACUGUCAAGCCCGCUCACUACUUCGUCCUGGAAGAUGGCAUCCCAGGACUUGAUCUCGAGACGCUGCGCAAUCUGACGCAUGGCCUCUGCUACUCUUACGUCCGCGCAACUGUUGGCGUCUCCUAUGCGGCCCCCGCAUACUAUGCCGACCAUCUCUGCGAGCGCGCCCGACUUUACGUCCGAAAGUACUACAUCAGUGACGAUAAAGAUUUCAAGGACGAGCUCAAAAAGAAAAAGGAUGAGCUUACCGCGCAGAAGAAAAAGGAUCGCAACUAUCCAGAGGGCCGUAGGACCGACGAGCAGAAAGAAAAGAUCAAGAAGGAGAAGGCGCAGGACACCGAGGAAAUUAACAAGGAGCUCAACAGGAUUGUCGUUAGCAAAUUGAAGCGGGACUUUUACAAGUUCAACGGUGGAGAUCCUGACGGCGAUGACAUUCGGGUUACCGGCAACCCUUGGAGUGACAGGAUUGCAGAUACUAUGUUUUGGAUGUAGGUGGAGCAUCGAGGAGAUUGCGAUGAAACGUCGCCUUUCGGGCUGUAGCAUGGUAUGAUCAGUUAUUGUUUUGUUGUUGCGCACCGCGCCAUUUUCUUCCU
Molecule: messenger RNA, 4008 nt
Organism: Periconia digitata
Lineage: Eukaryota; Fungi; Ascomycota; Dothideomycetes; Pleosporales; Periconiaceae
Source: the annotation of a GenBank genome assembly